This is a messenger RNA of Prorocentrum cordatum, 1526 nucleotides long. The record is from the annotation of a GenBank genome assembly. NCBI's taxonomy places the organism in Eukaryota, Dinophyceae, Prorocentrales, Prorocentraceae.
GCGUCGCCGCACGAAUGAGUGCGCCAGUUGCGAUACUGGCACGUUCGCCGUUGCCGACUGCGACAAUUGCAUGGAGGAUGAUGCGAUGUACCUCAGCGCGAGUGCAAGCGUGAGCGACACCAGGAUCUACGUCAACAAGGACACCGACUUGGGCGGAUUCGCUCCGUCCGUCGGAGAUUCAAUCACGAUUUCGAAGUGCUGCUGUGAAAGCGCUAGCGACCACGGUACGUUCGUCAUCACAGGCGCCGCGCCUACCAUUCCUGCCAACUCCUUCGACAUUCCGGCAUUGACCAUGGAUUUCAGCCAGUUCGAUCGUGUUACUAAGACUUGUUCUUCGACAGAUGGAGUUGGCUAUCCCAGCUUCUUCCCGUGCGGAUGUGGCUCCGAGGUUUGUGGCGAGUCAACGAAGUGCGAUAUUACCGGCAAUGGUGGUUGCGGCGCUUGCAUCCCCACGACUUUGCCGACACCUGCCCCGACAGUGUCGGCCAAGGGUGACCCGCAUUUGGUCAAUCUGAAUGGGGAGCACUUCGACGUGAACCACGGAGGGGAAUUCGUUCUCCUGCGGAUCCCCCAGAACAUUCUCAAGCCCGCCGAGGUGGAGCUGAAGGCUACAAUCCUCCCCGAGCACGGGAAGCCGUGUACCACAUACAUCACCGAGGUGGAGCUCGCAGGCAGUUGGCUCGGCAGCAAGGUUGUGCAGGUGCGCUCCUACCUCAGGUCGCAUGCCAAGAACGAGACCGACAAAUUCCUGGGCCUCCGCGUGCUGGAUCGAUCCCCCAACGCGCUUGCCGACGAGGCCCCUUGGGAGAAACUCUCGCAGUGGGCCGACGCGAGCUACGUCGUCUCAGAGCCUCAGACGAAGGAUGGCUUCGGGGUGACCGUGUCCACGGCGAAGUGGCACAGCAAGAAGGACGCCAGGGAGGAUGUGCCGACCGUGGCAGGGCAGGUCGAGAUCCAGGUGAAGAAUAAGUUGUUGAGCAGCGAGCCCACGAAGUUCGUCAUUCGCCAGGACCUUCCCAGGCAGGAGCACCUGAAUCUGGCCGUGCGUCGCCUGAGCUCGCUGGGCCGCGCGGACGUUGGCGGCUUGCUUGGGUUCGACGCGCACCCUGAGUCCCUGGAGGAUGUCACGCCCGAGUGCCAGCGCCACAGGGACGGUCUCGACCGCGAGACUGGCCCCCGCCACAACAAGCCAGACUGGAAGGUCCGCUGGGAGAAGAUCAGGGAGCAGCGCAUGCAGCCGCGCCACACCGACAGCCUGAACGACAACGAGGCUGCCGCCAGCCUUGCCAACAGGGAUAUGAUGUGCGUGUGCCCCGGUGACACCUCUGGCGGCCUCGCAGAGGACGUGUUCGUUGAGGGCCUGGUUGGCGGCGAUCACAACGGUGGCGUCCUCGUCGAGUUUCAGACGGGUAGGCUCGCCGAGGCGACGUGGGACUGAGGCACAGGUGCAUCGACCGGCUGGUGGCCGGAUUCGCAGACCCUUUUGUACACCUUCUCAGAGGGCAUUCGAGCCAGGGAGUGCAGGG